GCAUCUAAAAGUUGGCUUUGAACUUUGGUAUUAAAAACGAAAACGAAAACAAUUUUAUUUAAAUACUUAUAUUUUUUAUAUAUUGGCAAAAGAAUGUUAUCCAAGAAGUUAUCGAAUCGCCGACAUUUGUCCAUACAAAUACCUGAAGAGUUCGGCAAGAGUUUGUUAAAUCAAACGGUGCGUCCACAAGGUUUCAGCUCAUUCAAAAGGAAUAUUGGGUAUUACAUAUCUAUCAUUACUCUGGCCUUUCAUCCGCACAUUCAUCGCAAUGCCGAGCACCCCAUGACGGACUUUGAGACCUUUCUCAACUUGAUUAAAUGUGCCUUGGGAACUGGUUGCUUAGCCAUGCCCAGAGCUUACUGCAAUGCUGGAUGGCUAGUUGGCUUAAUUAGCACUAUUGUAAUUAGUUCUUUUGUCGUCUACGCAAUGCAUGUCCUGUUGAACGACAUCAAUGAUCUAUGUAAACGCUAUAGAAUCGCACUCUUGAAUUAUAGUGAGACCAUGCAAUUGGCUGUUCUAUGUGGUCCUUAUUGGAUGCAACCUAUGAGCAGGCCCUUUGGUUAUAUGGUGGAUUUAUUCCUUUGUGUAUAUCAUUUUGGUGUGGAUUGUGUCUAUGUGGUAUUCAUAGCCAAGAAUUUGAAACAUUUGGGCGAUAUGUAUUUCAUUUCUCUGGAUAUACGACUUUAUAUGGCACUAUUAACUCUGCCACUGAUCUUAACUUUUCUGAUAAGGGAUCUAAAAUAUUUGGUGCCAUUUGCAAUCAUAUCGAACAUUUUAAUUAUAGUCUGUUUUGGUAUAGUCUUAAGCUAUAUGCUGGGCAAUUUACCGAGCCUACAGCAACGUCAUGCAAGCCAAUCGUUGACCCAAUAUCCAUUGUUCUUCGGAACGGUUCUAUUUGCAAUUGAAUCAGUCGGCGUGAUCUUGGCUCUGCAAAGGAACAUGAUAACACCACAGAACUACUUGGGUCCAUUUGGUGUACUCAAUCGAGCAAUGAUUCUAGUCAUUAUAUUUUAUACUCUGUUCGGUUUUAUGGGUUAUUGGCGUUAUGGUGAUAAUACAGCCAGCUCUAUAUUGAAUAAUUUGCCCUUGAAUGAACGUCUACCUCAAUGUGCGAUCGUCAUGUUUGCCCUUGGCAUUUUCUUUAGUUAUGCCCUACAGGGUUACGUGACCAUGGACAUCAUUUGGCGUUACUAUAUGGAGCCCCAAUUGAAGGAGAAUGCCACAAGAUCACUUGAAUAUCUCGUCCGUAUUGCCCUGGUGGUUGCCUCAGUGCUCGUGGCCAUUGGUUAUCCCGAUUUCGGACUAUUACUCGCUUUUGUGGGAUCGUUUUGCCUGGCUCAAUUGGGUCUCAUCUAUCCCGGCAUUGUGCACUUGUGUGUGCGUUAUGAGGAGGGCUAUGGCAUAUGCAAAUUCAAACUUUUUCGUUCGUUACUCUUUAUUAUCGUCGGUCUAUUUGGGGGCAUUGCUGGCUCAAUAGCCUCGGUCAAGGCUUUAACCGAGCAGUAUGCUAGUUUAAUGUAAAAUAUUAAAAUAAUAAAUUUUUACCUUUGAUUUUUAA
This is a messenger RNA of Drosophila willistoni, 1558 nucleotides long. RefSeq names its product proton-coupled amino acid transporter-like protein CG1139. The record is from RefSeq and is a predicted model, not a curated record. Gene Ontology annotation, biological process: amino acid transmembrane transport. The transcript is spliced from 8 exons. NCBI's taxonomy places the organism in Eukaryota, Metazoa, Arthropoda, Insecta, Diptera, Drosophilidae. Gene Ontology annotation, cellular component: vacuolar membrane. The coding region runs from base 94 to 1521 and encodes 475 amino acids. Gene Ontology annotation, molecular function: amino acid transmembrane transporter activity.